Molecule: messenger RNA, 1700 nt
Organism: Coffea eugenioides
Lineage: Eukaryota; Viridiplantae; Streptophyta; Magnoliopsida; Gentianales; Rubiaceae
Product: serine carboxypeptidase-like
Exons: 8
Coding region: 50-1546 (498 amino acids)
Biological process (GO): proteolysis
Cellular component (GO): vacuole
Molecular function (GO): serine-type carboxypeptidase activity
Source: RefSeq, a predicted model, not a curated record
UCCCACACAAAUCAUCUCUACAAUACAAGAACCAAUCCAGAAAGCCAUCAUGGUAGUAUCAUCUUUCCUUCCUCACUUUCUUUCUCUCCUUAUUCUCCUUCUCAGCAGUCCUUCUCCAACCUUUUCAAUUCGAGCGACAAGAAAUGACCAAAAUCUCUUGCCGUCUUCAACGUUAAACUUCCCCAAGAAACAGGCGGAAAAGUUGAUCAGGGAACUCAACUUGUUUCCUGAACACGACAUCAACAUUAACACCGGGAAUAACUCGGCCGCCGCCGCCACGAGUGUUGUUGAAAAGCGUUUAAACCUCCCCGUUCUCGGUGAUUCUGGGGCAACUGUUCAAGACUUGGGACACCAUGCUGGUUAUUUUCGGCUUCCCGACACUAAAGCUGCAAGGAUGUUCUACUUUUUCUUUGAAUCGCGGAAGGAUAAGACUGAUCCUGUGGUUAUUUGGUUGACGGGAGGACCAGGAUGUGGAUGUGAAUUAGCAUUGUUUUAUGAAAAUGGCCCUUUCAAGAUAGCAAACAACCUCUCCCUCGUCUGGAACAAUUUUGGUUGGGACAAGGUAUCAAACCUCAUAUAUGUCGACCAGCCAACUGGGACUGGUUUUAGUUACAGUUCAAGCGAGGAAGACGUUCGCCAUGAUGAAUUUGGUGUCAGCAAUGAUCUAUACAAUUUUUUGCAGGCCUUUUUCAAGCAGCAUCCUGAAUAUGCCAAGAACGACUUCUACAUAACGGGGGAAUCGUAUGCAGGGCAUUAUAUCCCUGCUCUUGCUUCCCGAGUCCUACAGGGAAACAAAAACAAAGAAGGAACUUAUAUAAACUUGAAGGGUUUGGCAAUUGGUAAUGGGCUUACCAAUCCAGGAAUCCAGUACAAAGCUUACCCCGAUUAUGCUUUGGAUAUGAAAGUAAUCUCUCAAUCAGAUUACAACACCUUGCAGAAGUCUGUGGCAGACUGUGAUAAGGCAUUAAAACCUUGUGGCACUAAUGGUGAAAAUUCUUGUGUGACUGCGUUUCAAGUUUGUGAAAGUAUCUUCAACGACAUACUAUCAAUUGCCUUUGGUUUAAAUUACUAUGAUAUCAGAAAAGAAUGUGAGGGCGAUCUAUGCUAUGAUUUCUCAAACGUGGAGCAUUUUUUGAGCCAGCAAUCAGUUAAAAGUGCUCUAGGAGUUGGAAACAUUGAAUUCGUUUCCUGCAGUACAACGGUGCAUCAGGAGAUGAUCACAGACAUCAUGAGAAAUCUUGAAGUUGGCGUUCCAGCAUUGCUGGAGGCUGGAAUCAACUUGCUCGUCUACGCCGGGGAGUAUGAUCUAAUAUGCAAUUGGCUUGGGAACUCCAGAUGGGUUGAGGCUAUGGAAUGGUCAGGACAGAAGAAUUACUCAGCAGCUCCUACUGUUCCAUUUACAGUAGACGGUUCGGAGGCAGGAUUGCAAAAAAAGUAUGGACCAUUGAUCUUUCUCAAAGUACACAAUGCUGGCCACUUGGUUCCCAUGGAUCAGCCAGAAGCGGCAUUGGAUAUGAUACAGAGGUGGCUACAAGGCAAACUCUGAAAGGUCCAGUGCUCAGUCUGGGCUCUCCAUCGAGACACUAGUUGAUGGAUUACCUGAAACACAAGCAGAAAUGCUUCAUCACAAUCUUUGUACUGAUAUAUUUAUGCAAUUGGGAAUGGAAGUCAAGCAGAUAUAAAAAUAGAUAUAAAGAUCA